Messenger RNA from Colletotrichum graminicola M1.001, 540 nucleotides. RefSeq lists its product as uncharacterized. The coding region runs from base 1 to 540 and encodes 179 amino acids. The transcript has 2 exons. Lineage: Eukaryota; Fungi; Ascomycota; Sordariomycetes; Glomerellales; Glomerellaceae. The record is from RefSeq and is a predicted model, not a curated record.
AUGGCUUCCGAAGGCAACAACGUCGUCCUCCGCAAAGUCACAAUCAUCACCUUCCCUCCAGCCUUCAUCCUUCUCCUCAUCCAUGGCAUCGUCUCGAACUGCCCCUUCCCGGCCCUCGGCAUCCUGCCCCUCUUCGCCUCCGCUGUCCUCGGCCUCUUCAUCAUCCGCCGCGACCUCGUCGCGGCGCUCGGCUCCCCGAUCCAGGCCCUUUCUCCCUCCAACGUCUUCUUCGCCGACCUCUCCCUCUCCAUAUUCCACUUCGUAUUCCUGUUUAUCAGCUGGGCCACCAUCAUAGACCCGUGGCACAGGAGCCAGAUCGUGCUGGGCACGUACGGCACGGUGCCUUUGAUGAUUGACACUGCCAUCCACUUGUACCUUCUCCUCCCUGCGGUCGGCCACCUGCUCUCCAAAAGAAGCUGCGACUGUCCUCACUGCCAGAGCGUGACGAAGUCGAGCUACUUUGCGUCUGAGUACACCCCUCUCAGUGAGGGUGACAGCGAGGCGGAGAUCGUGGAGGCAGAUCUAGAGGCGGGACACUGA